AUGGCCGCAAGCACCGCGAAGCAAUACCAUGACGCAAUUCGGAAACAAAAGAAGAAGCACUGGAAUGACUUUCUGGCCGACAACGACAACAUUUGGAAAGCUGCUCAAUACCUAAAGUCAGGAGAAGAUACAGCCUUCGGGAAAGUUCCGCAGCUUCUACGAGCAGACGGAACGGUUACCACUGACCAUAAGGAACAAGCCGAAGAACUUCUGACCAAAUUCUUCCCGCCCUUGCCGGAGAACAUUAAAGACGAAGGAACAAGACUACAAAGAGCGCCGGUCGAGAUGCCGGUCAUCACUAUGGAAGAGGUGACAGGACCAACUGUGCAGAGUAAUCGGGACGGCAUCACGGCCAUCGUCAAUGAAGCGCUCGACUGGGAGAAGAGGAGCGGGGCAACUUUUGAAGCGGACAAAACGGUAAUUAUACAUUUCGCACCCAAGGCUCGCAAAGUAGAUCGAGAGCCAUUCACUAUCAAGGGACAGACGGUCGUGCCUAAGAACAAGGUUAAGAUCCUCGGGGUCCUGAUAGACACGCGAUUGAAGUACAAGGAACAUAUUGCCAGGGCAGCGUCCAAAGGCCUAGAGGCAGCGAUAGAGCUUCGACGACUUCGAGGUCUCUCGCCAGCGACAGCGCGGCAGCUGUUCUCAUCGACAGUAGCCCCAGCGGUGGACUAUGCCUCGAACGUCUGGAUGCACGCCUUCAAGAAUCAAAACAUGGGACCGAUCAACAGGGUACAAAGGCUAGGAGCGCAAGCAAUUGUGGGCACAUUCCUCACCGUUGCGACCAGCGUAGCGGAGGCGGAGGCCCAUAUCGCCACGGCACGACACCGAUUCUGGAGACGAGCCGUGAAGAUGUGGACAGACCUCCACACACUACCAGAAACCAAUCCUCUCCGCAGGAGCACAGAUCGGAUCAGGAAAUUCAGGAGAUACCACCGCUCGCCACUAUAUCAAGUAGCGGACGCGCUGAAAAAUAUCGACAUGGAGUCACUGGAAACCAUCAACCCGUUUACACUGGCACCAUGGGACGCACGCGUGCAAAUAGAUGAUGAGCCUAUCUCAGAGGGGUCAACUGUACCCAGAGGAUCAAUGCAGAUCGCGUUCAGCAGCUCGGCGCGGAAUGAACUGGUCGGGUUUGGAGUGGCGAUCGAAAAGCAACCACCACGCCAGCGGAAAGUGAGACUGAAGACCUUGUCUGUCACGUUGAGUGCGAAGACAGAUCACAAUCCGUUUUCCGCGGAGCUGGCCGCCAUAGUGCAUACACUGAAGACACUUGCGGCAUCAUUGAAAGACUUUCGGAUUACACUGAUCACGAGCAACAAAGCGGCGGCUCUGACGUUAACGAACCCGCGACAACAGUCGGGCCAGGGAUUUGUCUGUCAAAUCUACAAGUUGAUGAGAAGACUGCAGAAACAUGGAAACCACAUCAACGUCCAGUGGAUCCCCACUAGCGAAGACAACAAACUACUUAGUCUGGCGAAAGAGCAGGCGAGAGCCGCGACACAAGAAGAUGCCAUCCCGCAAGUACAGGUUCCCAAAAUGAAAUCAACGACUCUCAAGAUUGCGAGCACCCAAGCAAUCCCCAGCCGCAAGCUGCCCGAAAACGUAGGGAGACACUCCCGUCGAGUGGAUACCGCACUCCCAGGAAAACACACGCGACAGCUGUAUGACCGAUUAUCGUGGAAAGAGGCGAGCGUGCUGGCUCAGCUCCGCACCGGCAUGGCGAGACUCAAUGGAUAUCUCUUUCGAAUCAAUGCCGCCGAGACAGAUCAAUGUGCAUGCGGACAAGCAAGAGAAACGGUGGACCACUUUCUCUUUCGAUGUCGGAAGUGGACCACACACCGGACGAUUAUGUUACAAUGUACCGAUACACACCGAGGGAACUUGUCCUUCUUCCUGGGAGGGAAGUCACCCUCCGAUGAUCAAAAGUGGAAGCCGAACGUGGAAGCAGUGCGAGCGUCAAUACGAUUCGCCAUCGCCACGGGCCGACUUGAGGCCACCUAG
Molecule: messenger RNA, 2004 nt
Organism: Penicillium cosmopolitanum
Lineage: Eukaryota; Fungi; Ascomycota; Eurotiomycetes; Eurotiales; Aspergillaceae
Exons: 2
Coding region: 1-2004 (667 amino acids)
Molecular function (GO): nucleic acid binding
Source: RefSeq, a predicted model, not a curated record